Molecule: messenger RNA, 5190 nt
Organism: Sardina pilchardus (European sardine)
Lineage: Eukaryota; Metazoa; Chordata; Actinopteri; Clupeiformes; Clupeidae
Gene: bcl11ab
Product: BCL11 transcription factor A b
Exons: 3
Coding region: 198-2828 (876 amino acids)
Biological process (GO): regulation of transcription by RNA polymerase II; negative regulation of dendrite development
Cellular component (GO): nucleus
Molecular function (GO): DNA-binding transcription factor activity; RNA polymerase II cis-regulatory region sequence-specific DNA binding
Source: RefSeq, a predicted model, not a curated record
GCCAUGAAGUCCGUAGCGCCGUGUGUAUGGUGUGCGCCUCCCUGGUCUAACCUGUGAUUAUUAUUUUUUUUUGCCGUAUUUUUUCCCCUCUUUGGAUGUCCAGCGCAUCGAUGAAGACGUUUUCUCCGUCCGGAGCCUCCUUUACAAAGACUUUGGCAUUCCCAAUGUGAUCCAAGCUGAAGGCUCCAAUUCUCACCAUGUCUCGCCGCAAGCAGGGCAAACCCCAGCACUUAAGCAAGCGGGAGUUUUCGCCCGAGCCUGUGACAGCCGACCUUCCUGAGGAUCCCCAUGACGAUGCCCGCCUGCUGCCGGCGGCCGCCUCCGCGCUGCCCAAGGGCGAGCCGGACCUCCUCACGUGCGGGCCGUGCCACGCCCGCUUCCCCCUGUCCGACAUCCUGCUGUUCAUCGAGCACAAGCGCAGGCAGUGCCACGGCCGCCUCUGCCCGGAGAAGGACCUCGGCAGCAGCAGGCCCCGCUCGCCGUCGUCGUCGUCGGUGUCGCUGCCGGCCACCCCCUCGUACCUGGCACCCCGUGCCAUCAUCGCCCCCGGGCGUCGCGGACGCCACCCGGCGGAGGCGGCGAUCCAGGUGACGCCGCACGACCACAGGGAUAACUUAUCCAUGGCCUCCCCCGGAAUAUGUCCCAAACAGGAGCACAUGACAGAAAAAGACGAGCCCAGCAGCUACACCUGCACGACCUGUAAGCAGCCGUUCGGCAGCGCCUGGUUCCUGCUCCAGCACGCCCAGAACACGCACGGCUUCCGCAUCUACCUGGAGAGCGAGCCGGGCAGCCCGCUGACCCCGCGCGUGGCCUCCGCCCCGGGGAUGGGCGGCGAGUGCGGCUCCCAGGCGCCCCCUCUCCACACGGCCCACCUGGCCGACGGCAGCCCCUACGGCGCCAUGCGGCUCCCGGGCUCCAGCUCGUCGGGGAGGGACCCGGCGGUGGCGUCCGCCCCUCGAGAGGGCCGCUACCCGCGCACGCCGCCGCUCUUCAGCCCGCCGCCGCGGCACCGCCUGAGCCCGGACGACCUGGCGCUGGCGCCGCAGCACCCCACGAGCGCCUACGACCGCGUCCUGCGCCUCAACUCGGUGCCGCUGGACUCGCCCGUCAUGGACUUCUCGCGCCGGCUCCGCGAGCUGGCGGGCCAGUCGGCGCUGGCCGGCACCUCGCCGCCCGUCUCCCCCGGCCGGCCCAGCCCCAUGCAGCGGCUCCUGCAGCCCUUCCAGCCCUCGGCCGCCCCGGGCGCCGCCUCGCCCGCCAACACCACGCCGUCCCCGUCCGGCGCCCGCCUCUCCGCCCAGCAGCAGGCGGCGGCGGCGGCGACGCCGGGCACCCCGACCCGCUCCAAGUCGUGCGAGUUCUGCGGCAAGAGCUUCAAGUUCCAGAGCAACCUGAUCGUGCACCGGCGCAGCCACACGGGCGAGAAGCCCUACAAGUGCCACCUGUGCAACCACGCCUGCACGCAGGCCAGCAAGCUCAAGCGCCACAUGAAGACCCACCGGCACAACUCCUCGUCCUCGCUGGCGUCGCGCUCCGACGACGGGCUCUCGGCGUCCAGCUCGCCCGAGCCGGGCACCAGCGACGUGCCGGGCAGCGCCACCAGCGCCCUCAAGUCGGUGGUGGCCAAGUUCAAGAGCGAGAACAACAACGGGGCGAUCCCCGAGAACGGAGAAGGCGAAGAAGACGAGGAGGAGGAGGAGGAGGAGGAAGAGGAGGAGGAGGAGGAGGAGGAGGAGGAGGAGGAGGAAGGGGAAGAGGAGGAGGAGGAAUUAGAGGGAGAGGAGGAAGAGGAGGAGGAAGGAGAGGUGGAGAACGGGCCCGAGGAGGACAAGAAGGACUUUGCCCGCUUCAGUCUGAGCCUCGAGGGCGCCCGGCACCACGAGAACAACCGCAGCCAUUACCGCGGCAGCGGGGGGGACCUGACUCCCCACAAGCGGCGAGCGCUCAACUCCUCCAGCCAGGUGACCACGCCCGACCUCGGCGACGAGGGGGACUCCGCCCCGGAGCUGGACCACCACCGCGCCGACGGCGGCGGCGGCGGCCACAUGGUGAACGGCACCGACCUCUCCAGGAAGCUGCUGGUGGCCAGCCCCGGCUCCCUCAGCCCGCUGUCCAAGCGCAUCAAGGUGGAGAAGGUGGAGAAGGACCUGGACUCCCCGACGCCUCCGCCCUCCACCGGCGCUGGUUCCGUGCCGCCCAUGUCGGAGAACGUCUACUCCCAGUGGCUGGCCGGCUACGCCGCCUCGCGGCAGCUCAAGGAGCCCGGCUCCAUGUUCCUCGCCAUGGGGGACUCGCGACAAUCGCCCUUCGGCACCUCCUCCGAACACUCCUCCUCGGAGAACGGCAGCCUGCGCUACUCCACGCCGCCCGGCGAGCUCGACGGGAUCGGCAUCGGCGGCGGCGGCGGCGUGGCCUCGGGCCAGCGCAGCGGAGCCGGGAGCGGCGCCAGCACGCCCCACCUGACGGUGCCGCCGGUGCGGCCCAGCUCCAAGGACAGCAGCGGCGGCGGCAGCGGCGGCAGCAGCAGCGGCAGCCGGCGGAGCGACACCUGCGAGUACUGCGGCAAGGUGUUCAAGAACUGCAGCAACCUGACGGUGCACCGGCGCAGCCACACCGGCGAGCGGCCGUACAAGUGCGACCUGUGCAGCUACGCCUGCGCCCAGAGCAGCAAGCUGACGCGCCACAUGAAGACGCACGGGCAGAUGGGCAAGGACGUGUACAAGUGCGAGAUCUGCCACAUGCCCUUCAGCGUCUACAGCACCCUGGAGAAGCACAUGAAGAAGUGGCACGGAGAGCGGCCGCUCAGCGAAGACAUAAAGUCCGAGUGACGGACGGACGGACGGACGGACGGACGGACGAGGGAGGGGAGGUUUUCGGAGGUGGGGAGAGAGGAUGGAUGGAUACGGCAGGAUUAAAAGAAUUAAAAUUCUUACCCCCCCUCCCGUCACCGCCAUUUUCUCAGCCCUCUGUUUGAGUUCUGGUUCUCAAUGGAUGUGAACGAAGCUUAGCAUGUGCAUAGUGUCCACACACUCAGAAAAGGGUGGACACACAGAACAGUGGAUUUUUUGGGGGCAGUCCCAUCGAACUAGCAAAAACCCUGGAGCCUCGCUAAAUGUGCAAUAAUUUACAUUGUUGUUUUUCUACCUUUUUUAUACAAAAAAAAAAGAAACAUACGAAAAUACUGAACGGCAUGCUUAGUGUGUUAGCGCUGAUCGGUUAGCUGUAAUUGUUGUCGGUGACGUUUUGUACUUUGUGACGAGAGGAAAUCCAUGCUGCAAACACACUGUUCUACAUAUCAUGUACAGAUUCACAUCAGUGACAGGAUCACAAUCACAGUCUACACUCACAACGAGGACAUGACAUGCAAACAGAUCUUUUAAAAAGAAUACAAUAUUUUGUUCGUGAAAAAUUGCUACAACAUAAAACGUUGAAUUGGAUUGCCCACAAAAUUACGAUCAUGAAAUAAGUUACCUUAGAUUGUGAACACAUCUAUUGGAAUUUAUUGUAUGGUUUCUUUUUGUAAAAAAAGAAAAGAAAAGAAAAAAAAUUAUAAAUGAGUGCCUUGGAUAUCUUUACACAUAUGUUUAUCCAGCCAUAUGCUACAAGCUUGGAGUCUUAACCAGAAGAUGAUUAUGGUUAUACUCCAUAUAAGGGUCUUGCAUCAAGCUCCUGAAGGACACUGGCCAAUCAUAUGACACAAAGUGCAGCCAUGAAUUUCGAGAAAAAAAAGUCCAUGUUUUUCACUGAUUAUUAUGUACAUCACUAUGCCUUUGUUUACUACCAUGGCAAUAAGUGCUUUUCAGUUUCCUGAGAUUUUGUUCUGGUACCAAGUGAUACAAGGUACAGCAAUUAUUCGUUUAUUUUAUAAAUCCACUAUCUUAAGUUCCUAAUAUUUUUUGGGGGUGUAUUUUACUUACGGACGUUUGACCGGCUUAGUUUGGUGAGUAGCACGCAACUAUGUGGCCGUUGUUUUUUAGCCUUGAACUCUUAGGCUGACCCUUGACCCAGAGGUCAAUUUAGUUCUGACAGGCCUGACGGACGAGGAGAAAAGACUUCUGGGACAUGUCGAGUGAAAGGGGGAAGGGAGAGAGUUCUGAAAGUAAACUUUCAAAAGAAAGAAAAGAAAAUCCCUCAGUCCACCACCAUGGAGUCCUUCUCCAACUCCGACUUGACAGUCGACUGUUAGUUAUCCCCCGAACCCACCCAUUUUUUAGUGUUUAGAGGAAAAGUUAAACUACUAGUAUGUUAUUACGAAAAUCUAACUCGAAAAAGGAUACCCCUGCUCUUUAGAAAAGAAGCACUUAGCUAAAAGAUUUCUUGUUGUCGUUUGUAUCCCAGCCACAGGCUGUGGCGCCACGCUGUUGGCAGCGCCGUGGCCAUCUUGUUUGACAUUGAGAAUAGCACUUGUCACUCCGCCUUGCGUUCUGUAUCUGUCUCUUUAAUCGGAGGUACAGAUGGUCGAGUAUAAACUGCGAUGGCUUUUUUUAUUUUGUUUUUGUUUUAUUUUCAAAUGUACAGGACAAAUGCGUGCACUGUUCAGUUGUUCCUGGUUUACAGAUAAGACGUGUUUCGAGGGAGAAAAUAAAAAGCCUUUUGUUAUGCUGACAGUUUAUCGUGGCAUCAUGUUUUUUUCGCGCAAAAGGUUUUUUUUUGUUUGUUUUGAAAGAAAGAUCAAAUAACAACAACAGGGUGAAAUUGUGCUCUUAAGUCAUGUUUUGUUCACCGAAUGCUGUAGUUUGGAUUCUGGGUUUUCAGUGCAGGGAUCAAGCAUGGACCUCUCUGCUCUCACUUGAGAAAGACACAGACUUGCUGCUCCAAGAGCAAGGAUUUUUUUAUAUAUAUAUUACAUGAUUUUAUAUAUAUAUACAGUAUAUAUAUAAAAACAAAAGACUUUGUUUUCAACUUGUGUUUUUUUUCCUGUGUAUUUCACAGAAAUUUAAUUUAAAAUGUUGAGAUUUUCCUUUUUGUGUGUGUGUGUGUGUGGGUGUUUCUUUUCAUGUGUCGGUGGGAUUGAGGACUUGAUCACUAUGUAUAGUUCAAAUGUGGAACUGGUCUCUCAGUUUUGUUAUUUUGCCUUCGCUACACAAAAACUUCAGGUUGCACCAUGGAGAGAUUUAAGAUGACAAGAAUAUUGAGGACUCAAAGUGGAACACACGCGUGUGUCUUCUCGAAUCUGAAACAAUUUCUGUC